AUGACAGAACCAAAGAUUUCUGCCAGUAAACUUAUAGCAUUCAGCAGGGAAAAUCAAGAAUCUUAUCGACCCUUGCUUUCUAAAUACUUAGCGGAAAAAGACGGAAAAAAUCUUGAACCGUUUACCCUUUUAUGGUACGACCCAUGUGAGAAUAACAAUCAACAAAUCCAACAUGAAUUACGCCAUUCGAUCAAUUAUAUGAAAAUAUUUCAAGAUCGCAAGGAAUGCAAAGCUUAUAUAGAACAGACUACAACUGAGAAAAUCAAAGCUAUAUUGACUAAUCCAACGGACUUAGUGAAAAAGAUUGAUAUUGAUCAGAAAAAACGACAAGAAGUGGAAGAUUCAAUAGGGAGUAUUGGUAGCUUUUAUAAUCCAGAGGGUCCAUCAACUAAAGCUCUUGAAAAUGAAAAUGGAGAUUUCAUGUGGUUUCAAUUAUUUAUCGAAAGUUUACUUCGAAUGUCUAAGGAAGCUCUUCGUCCAUCGCGGCACGAAUUUAUUGAAUUUAUUCGUCAACAAUAUCGUGAUGAUGCUGCUAAGCUUCGUACUGUCGAUGAUCUUGAAUCAAAUUACCAAGCAAAUCAAGCAAUACGAUGGUAUACUGGAGGCUCGUUUCUUCAUAGUAUCUUGAACAAAGCGUUUCGCCAACAAGAUUAUGUAUUUCUCUUUACACUUCGCUUUUUCAUUCAUGAUCUAUUUUACUCUUUGGUGGAACGAAAGCAAUUUGAUCAAACGAUUAUCACUCUUUAUCGUGGUCAAGCUAUGAAUGCCGAAGAAUUAAAUAAUCUAAUUAAAAAUCAGGGCAAUUUCAUCUCUAUGAACAGUUUUUUAUCGACAAGUCGAGAUCGAUCAGUAGCACGCUUUUACGCAGAAACGAACGCUAUUUCAAAUAAUGUUAAAUGUCGUCCAGUUGUCUUUGAGAUCGAAGUUAAUACGACGCGCGCUGAUAUCAAACCCUUUGCUGAUGUUAGAUGGGAUAGCCAGUUUUCGGAUGAAGAUGAAGUAUUGUUCAUGGCCGGAUCAAUCUUUCGCAUUGUUACUGUUCAAAAUGACUUCGAAGAUGAUCGUUUUUGGUUGAUCAAAUUGGUCUUGUGUGGUGAAGAGGACAAUCAAUUAAAGGAACUUUUCAAAUACUUGAAGGCCCAAUUAGAUGACGAAACUGAUAUGGGAUCUGUAGGAAAAGUUUUACUCGAUAUGGGCAAAAACGAACAAUCGGGCAUAGCUUUUGAAAUUGAUAGACAACAUACGAUAGUUCGAACUAAUGGUGAGUUUGGUCGUCCAUUAGAAGGAUACACUCCAGGAAUGUAUUAUCCUGAAAUUUUGCAAGAAGCACAAGAAUUAGCAGAAAAAUUGAGCGCAACCAAUGAUGAUCGAAGACUACUUGCAGGUUAUUACAAUGUUAUAGGUUCGAUCUAUAAAGAUUAUCAACAAUAUGAUAAUGCACUUGAAAACUAUUCAAAAGGACUCGACGUUCUGCUGAAAUUUUAUCAUCAGGAUGAUCUUGAGAUUGCAAUGUUUCAUGAAUUUAUCAGUCAGACCUACGAAAAGCAAGACAAAAUUCAAUUGGCAAUAGAUUCAUCAAAAGAAUGUCUUCGAAUCAGGCAAAAACUUUUACCAGAAUCACAUCCAACCAUUGCGGAAACAUUUCAUAAUUUAGGAGAAUUGUAUAAUGCUAUGGAUGACUUCGACAAAGCACUUGACAUGUAUGAAAAGGCACUAAAAAUGAAAUUGCUCUCUUCAUCAUUGAAUCACCCGUCUACUGCAACAACUCAUCAAUCGAUCGGUUGGGUUUAUGAGCAAAUCAAUGAAUUUCUUCUAGCAUUGAAAAAUUAUACUGCUGCUUUUGAAAUUCUACGAGUACCAUGUCCAUCAAAUGACGAAUCAUUGCUUCAACUUCAAGAAAAUAUUGACAAUAUGAAACGAGCAAUAGCUGCAAGUUCUGAUAGUCAUUCGGGUUAA
Molecule: messenger RNA, 1956 nt
Organism: Rotaria socialis
Lineage: Eukaryota; Metazoa; Rotifera; Eurotatoria; Philodinida; Philodinidae
Source: the annotation of a GenBank genome assembly